ACUAUGCAUUGUUUUUUGCGUGAUCUGGGUUGACAAUGUGACAGGACAAGCACGAUACUCCAUCCUAGAGGAGAUGGCAGAGGGAUCUUUUGUCGGUAAUAUUGCGAAGGACUUGGGUUUGGAGGUCAGUCGACUUGUUACUGGUAAAGCUCGCAUUGUAACAAAGGGGAGUCGUCAGUAUGUUGAUCUCAACAGAGACAAAGGCACUCUGGUUGUUAAAGAGAGAAUAGACAGAAAGGAGCUCUGCAACCAGACUACGCCUUGCAGCUUUAGUUUUGAGGUUAUAAUCGAAAAUCCCAUCCAAUUGUAUCGAAUAACAGUCGAGGUCCGGGAUAUAAACGACAAUGCCCCUUCCUUUCAGAGAGAUAGUGUUAACCUGGAAAUUAGCAAAUCUGCCGUAUCUGGAGCUCGCUUCUCGUUAGACAGUGCAGAGGACCGGGACGUGGGCGGUAAUAGUAUCCAAAGCUAUACCCUGAAACCAGUAAAUAAUUUCACUCUAGAGUUACAUAGCCUAACUGACGGAGAGAAAUAUGUCGAGAUGAUUUUGCAAAAUCCGUUAGAUAAAGAGAGACAGGAGGAAUUUACGCUGUUGCUUAUAGCAAACGAUGGGGGUGAUCCUCAAAAAUCUGGCACUCUUCAUAUCCAUGUAAUUGUAAUAGAUGCCAAUGAUAAUGCCCCCGUUUGCAGCCAGUCUGUUUAUAAAGCAGAUAUAAAAGAAAAUUCCCCAAUAGGAACCUUUAUAACAAAUGUAAGCGCUGCUGAUGCUGAUAGUGGGUCGUACGGGAAAGUGUCCUAUUCUAUUGCCCAUGUAAGCAGGGAAGCGAAUGGUCUAUUUCAGAUGAAUGCGGAAACGGGGGAGAUAACAAUGUCAGCCCAGUUAGAUUAUGAAAAGGAGAAAAACUACCAAUUAAAUGUAAAAGCAAGAGACCAUGGUGGUCUUACCAAUACAUGUAAAGUUGUUAUUGAAAUUUUUGAUGAAAAUGAUAAUUCUCCAACAAUACAACUGAUGUCUUUUUCCAAUACCAUAGCAGAGAAUUCCCCUCCUGGAACUACAGUAGCCGUGAUAAAUGUAGAGGAUGCAGAUGCUGGAAAAAACGGCGUGGUGCACUGUUCUAUAAACCCAGAUAUGCCAUUCAAAAUUGAGUCGUCAAUGACCGACUAUUAUAGCUUAGUAACUGAUGGCAUCCUCGACCGAGAAUCGAUUUCAGAAUACAACGUCACCAUAAAUGUAUCAGUCGACUGGACACCGAUUCUCUUCAGUAAUAAAACAGUGACAGUGAAAGUGACAGAUGUGAAUGACAACCCACGGCCUUUGACCGCUGUGUCUAUGAGGCAUUUCUAACAGAGAACAAUUCGCCGGGGGUCUCCAUAUUUACUAUCAGAGCGAGUGAUGCUGACUCUGGUCAAAAUGCGCGCUUGUCCUACUACCUGGAGGACAGGGAUAUAAAUGGGGUACAGGUCUCUUCACUGGUCUCGGUAAAUUCAGAGAAUGGAGUUAUUCAUGCGGUGGGCUCAUUUGAUUAUGAGCAACUUAAACAGUUUCAUUUUAAUAUAACCGCGCGAGACGGUUAUAUUCAGUGAAACUGUUACUGUACAUAUUUCUAUCCAAGACCAGAACGACAACGCUCCUCAGGUUCUCUACCCAGUACAGACUAUUAGCUCUCUGGUGGCUGAAAUGGUGCCUCGUUCAGCAGAUGUGGGCUUUCUUGUCACUAAAGUGGUGGCUAUUGAUGUGGACUCUGGACAGAAUGCCUGGCUCUCAUAUAAACUGCAGAAAGCGUCAGACAGGGCGCUGUUUGAAGUGGGUUUACAGAAUGGAGAAAUAAGAACCAUACGCCAGGUCACUGAUAAAGAUGCUGUGAAACAAAAACUCACUGUUAUAGUGGCGGACAACGGGCAGCCCUCUCGAUCAGCUACAGUCAAUGUGAAUGUGGCGGUGGCGGACAGCUUCCCUGAAGUGAUCUCAGAACACCCUGACUUUACGCACGACAAGGAAUACAAUGAUAACCUGACUUUUUUUUAAAUUUUGGCACUUGUUGUGGUUUCACUGCUUUUUAUUUUUUCGAUUAUUGGUAUAAUUUCUGUGAAAAUCUACCGGUGGAAACAGAAUAAAUUAUUCUAUAAAUCUGCAGCAAACCUCCCUGUUAUCCCAUAUUACCCUCCCGUUUUCCCAGACGGGACCCUGGGAACCCUACAGCGUGUAUACAACUAUGAAGUGUAGGGAA
This is a messenger RNA of Salvelinus fontinalis (brook trout), 2225 nucleotides long. Its product is annotated as protocadherin gamma-A11-like. Gene Ontology annotation, molecular function: calcium ion binding. The transcript has a single exon. Gene Ontology annotation, biological process: homophilic cell-cell adhesion. The coding region runs from base 74 to 1342 and encodes 422 amino acids. NCBI's taxonomy places the organism in Eukaryota, Metazoa, Chordata, Actinopteri, Salmoniformes, Salmonidae. The record is from RefSeq and is a predicted model, not a curated record. Gene Ontology annotation, cellular component: plasma membrane.